Molecule: messenger RNA, 1908 nt
Organism: Prorocentrum cordatum
Lineage: Eukaryota; Dinophyceae; Prorocentrales; Prorocentraceae
Source: the annotation of a GenBank genome assembly
AUGAAGGCGUUGGAAGACCAAGUUGCUGAAGCGGAACACCUGAAACAAGAUGCGAGGGCGUCUGCGUCAUCUGCAAACAACAGUGAAAUUGUGGCGCGGUAUGAACUUGAAGAGGUGAAGCGUAGGGAACAUUUUGCAAAACAAAAAGAGGAAGCAGCUCACAAGAAAAGACAGCAAGCGAUCAAGGACACUGAGAAGGCGAAAAAAGAUAUGAAGGUGGCCCAACACUUAAAAGAUAAGGCCUUGGUGGAGAAAUCCUGCACGAUGCAUCUGAGCAAGCAAGUCAAGAUGGAUAUAUAUGUUAGCGACUGGCAGAUCAACGUGCCAGAAGGAGCUACGAUACAAUAUCAGAAGAGCGGCACGUCAGCUCAUCGCUGCCCUAACAGCAUAGCUUGUCCUCAUAGCGUUGUCGAGGUGAACGUGGACCCCCGCAGCAAGGCUGCGGACAACUGCGAAACACUGCGUGCAGAGGCACAGUGCCAGGAAGGGUACGAUUCGACAACACCCGGAUGCGCUUCUUGUACACACGGUUUUGGACGCAGUAACGCUGAUCCCUUCAUCUGUGAGCAGUGUGGCCACCAGAUUCUUCAGUGGCUCGUGUGGCUUGGGGUGCCGAUCGUGCUCUACGCGGCCUCCCUCCGCAGUGCGUUUGACGCCGCGCGCAGGGGGGCAUCCGCAGCUUUCUCGAACGAUGCGCUGAAGAUCUUGCUAGCGUUCACCUCCGCCUCUGCUCUCGUCGCGUCGACCAUAGACGCAACGCCUGUGUUCCGCAGGAUGCCCGAUGGUGUCAGAGGAGUUCUCAGCAUGGGCAUUCACGCUUCGGGAGGCGACGCCACGGCUGUUGCGUCCAGCCUCGACUGCUUAGUCAACGGCGGCGAGCAACAGAUCGGGCCCCUGAGCGUUGUCGGCCUUGUGUUUGCUCAGGCAGCCAUUGCGAUGCUCCUGGCGAUGACGGCGCAGUUAAUCCAGUGGUUCCGGGCCAAGUACACGCCAGGCAGCCUCAUGGUGUGCUACAUCGUGGCGACCAACCAGUUCGUGCCACUCAUCACCGCAGCGUGCGCCCGCUCGCUCCCGUGCUACCACACACAGGUGCACCCGGACGAUCCCCUUGCGCCUGUUGAGAGCUGGCUUUCACACGAGUCACUGGCAAGUUGCAGCGGUAGGGCGAGGUAUUCAAAGAUCACGGUGCCUCUGGCUUGUGGUGCCAUUGUGGCAGGGCCGCUACUUUGGAUCUUCCUGAUUCGCAAUUCGGUGCACGACCACGCAAUGAAGUUCAUCACAGGGUCCUACACUGAGGGGCGGCAGUAUUGGGAGGCUUUCCGUCUCACCAAGACUACUGUGCUCGCCGUCACCGCGACUCUGGCUCCAACCACAUACAGCCCAUCUUCCAAAUUAGCCAUGGCACUCUUCACGAUGACCGUGUUCCUUGGUGCACACAUGCAACUCCGACCGUACAAGUACCAGGAGCUCAACAACGCAGAAGGACUCUCUCUCCUAUUCACCUGCUGCAGCCUGAUAUGCGCCUCCGUCCUCGCGACCGACGCGUGGAGCUCCACGCAGGAGAUGCAGGCGGUGGUCCUCUUCCUGUCCGCCGGCUUCCUCCUCGCAGCCUUCGUGUACCUGGUGAGGUUCUACGCGCGGGCGAAGUACCACGAGCUAUUCUCUGAGGAGGAGGAGGAGGAGAAGGAGGAGGAGGAGGAGGAGGAGGAGGAGGAGGACCACGCGGAGGACGCCGAGGGAGAGACGGCGGACGCCGCGGAGAGAGGAAAGCCGCCGGCGGAGGGCAGCACGGCCUCGGCGGGCGUCGUGGAGGAAGGGGGCGGGCGGCGUUCGAGCGACGACGGGAGCCGGGGCGACGAGCCUCAGGAGCCGCCGCCGCAGGCCGAGGUCACAAAGAGGAGGUCGUAG